GCAAAAACUAAAGAAGAAAAUAGUUAAGGCAAUGGAAACUAGGCUAGUCCAGAUUACGGACUCAAAGUCAUGGGAAAAAGUAAAAUGCAAAAAUACGGAAAAGGAUCCAUUCAAAGAGCAAUUCAAGCCAAUGACAUUGGACCCGGCUAGCUACUUCUUGCUAGCUUACAUUAUAGAGCCAUUAAGGGAAAUGGACUAG
This is a messenger RNA of Dovyalis caffra, 199 nucleotides long. NCBI's taxonomy places the organism in Eukaryota, Viridiplantae, Streptophyta, Magnoliopsida, Malpighiales, Salicaceae. The record is from the annotation of a GenBank genome assembly.